Seminavis robusta is the source of this 584-nucleotide messenger RNA. The record is from the annotation of a GenBank genome assembly. NCBI's taxonomy places the organism in Eukaryota, Bacillariophyta, Bacillariophyceae, Naviculales, Naviculaceae.
CCGCCAUCCUCAGGCUCACAAUUUCAGAACCAACACAAAACAACAACAAUUUAAUACCAUGGAUAUCCCAUCCUUCAUCGAAAUCCCUGCCAUUGCCGUCUGCCAUGACCGGAGCGACCGCAGUAACUCGACGUCUCCCUGUCGUUGGCUUUGUCCAUCCCCUAGCCACCGCGAUGGCACUCCUGUCCGGCCAGCCUCCAUGUCUGACCUCCGACGCCCUCGACGCAGUCGUCAGCAUGAUUGUCGUAGAAACAACUACAGCACCCCCAAAAUGCCCUCUAAUGACGAUCUCGACAUCAGUAACGCCUCACGACGCUCUCCCGCCCGCGGUUCUGCAACCCACGAGGCCCCUCGAUACCCAUUACGCCAGGUGACCUCUGAAAGAGUGGGUCCUCGUUAUCCUUGCCGUCGGCACAGUUUGGCCAAGACGUUGAAGAAUGGAAACGCAGCAGCUGCCUAAACAACUGGCUUCGCUGACAACUAUGCGCAAACAAUGUACAACCACAAAGCAAUUUGUUAAUAGAUCACACAAGAGAAACGUUCAUAGUACAAAUAACUAAACUGCAUAACAAUGUAUACAAUCU